Molecule: messenger RNA, 3121 nt
Organism: Anopheles funestus (African malaria mosquito)
Lineage: Eukaryota; Metazoa; Arthropoda; Insecta; Diptera; Culicidae
Gene: Vha44
Product: V-type proton ATPase subunit C
Exons: 9
Coding region: 281-1447 (388 amino acids)
Biological process (GO): proton transmembrane transport
Cellular component (GO): vacuolar proton-transporting V-type ATPase, V1 domain; lysosomal membrane
Molecular function (GO): proton-transporting ATPase activity, rotational mechanism
Source: RefSeq, a predicted model, not a curated record
UCUCCCAUACAAGCGCACCGCUCCGAAAGCAAUCACGUGAAUACUGUAAUGGUGGAGAAGAGAAGAUCUGCUGCCGUUGGUGUUCUUGCCUGAGAGCUGCCUGCGUUCGAUAGGAUUUCCCGUGUUCGUGCUGUCCGGAUUUGUUGCCAUCGUACACCGCGGUUCCUUGGGACACUAGGAUUUGUUCGGUUGCAUUCCGGGACCAUCUCGACCGCGUACACACAGAGCACCAGUCCGUGGUUGAACAGUUUGCAUAGAAAAGGGUGUUGCCCUCGAUAGAAUGUCCAUAAUGACGGAAUACUGGUUAAUAUCUGCACCGGGCGACAAGACCUGCCAGCAGACCUGGGAAACGAUGAACAAUGUUACCAGCAAGCAGAACAACCUUUGUGAAAACUUCAAGUUUCACAUUCCGGACCUGAAGGUGGGAACCCUCGAUCAGCUGGUCGGGCUGUCCGACGAUUUGGGCAAGCUGGAUGGCUAUGUUGAGCAGACGACGCGCAAGAUUGCCGCCUACCUGGGCGAUGUGCUGGAAGAUCAGCGCGACAAGCUGUACGAGAACUUGCAGGCCAACAACAAUGACUUGGCAUUGUACAUCACCCGGUUCCAGUGGGAUUUGGCCAAGUAUCCGACAAAGCAAUCGCUGCGUAACAUUGCUGACAUUAUCUCCAAACAAGUCGGACAAAUCGAUGCUGAUCUGAAGACGAAAUCGGCCGCAUACAACAACCUGAAGGGCAACCUUCAAAAUUUGGAGAAAAAGCAAACUGGCAGUCUGUUGACGCGCAAUUUGGCCGAUCUGGUGAAGAAGGAACACUUCAUACUGGAUUCGGAAUACUUGACCACGUUGCUCGUCAUCGUUCCGAAGGCCAACAUGGGCGAUUGGAAUGCACACUAUGAAAAGAUCACGGACAUGAUCGUGCCCCGUUCGUCGCAGACGAUCACACAGGAUGCGGAUUAUGCACUCUGCACGGUAACGCUGUUCAAGAAGGUGGUGGACGAGUUUAAGCUGCACGCCCGUGAGCGUAAGUUUGUCGUGCGUGAGUUCGUUUACAAUGAGGAAGAGUUGGCCGCAGGCAAGAACGAAAUCACGAAGCUGGUUACAGAUAAGAAGAAGCAGUUUGGUCCGCUGGUUAGAUGGUUGAAGGUCAACUUUAGCGAGUGCUUCUGUGCCUGGGUGCACGUUAAGGCGCUGCGUGUGUUCGUCGAAUCAGUACUGAGAUACGGACUGCCAGUCAAUUUCCAAGCGAUCCUGAUUCACCCGAACAAGAAGAGCACAAAGCGUUUGCGCGACGUACUUCAGCAGCUGUACAGUCAUCUCGAUGGCUCGGCGGGCUCUUCCGGUGGAAAUGCGGAUAACGUCGAUAUUCCUGGACUCGGUUUCGGACAGUCAGAAUACUUCCCGUACGUGUACUAUAAGCUUAACAUCGAUAUGGUCGAAACGAAGGUUUAAACACAACGGGAGUGUAUCUGAGGGCAGCAAAAUUGUCCUCUCGUUUUGCAAUCCAACCUUAUCGUGUUUCCUUUCCCCCUGUUUUGCACCCCUACAUUGCCGUACAUUGUGCUGUUCAUGUUUUCCUCUGUUUGGCUCUUUGUCUCUUUGUUAUCUUGUAUGAUGUUAAGCAACUUUUCAUAGUCCUUUGCUCGCGCACAAACUGUUUUUUUAAUGCUUUUGUUUUUCCUCUUGAAGAGCAAAACAAUAUCCCUUCCAAUCUCCUCUAUACCCAGGAUCCCUCAUUUGUAUUCUAAAUUGAUCCGUGUUAUUAUGUUGAUUAUUUUAUUGAUGAGUUUUUAUUGAUUAUUGCUUAAUAGUGCAACAGAACGUGAAGCUACUAGCGUACGCUUAUCGUUCGCGUGCCCGCCUUAUUUCAAUCUAUUGUAUUAUCCUUUUGUUUCCCCGUUCGGCCGUUCGUGUUUAUUUAGCUGUAUGUAAAACGUGCAUAGUUAAGCAAUGUUACAGACAAAACGAUCAAAAUGAAUGUUGUAAGAUCCAUUUACGAAAGGGUUCGUAUCAGGUGCUUCUACCGUGUAUGAACAAGUGCUCGGUAUCCGACUAAACAGGCAAGAAGAAGAAAAAGAAAACAACAACUAAACAUCCCAAACGUUGGCUGGUUUGGCGUACGGAACGGUAAGGAACACGCACACAAACCAACAUCCUUUUGUUUACCGUUCCCAGUUACGAUAGCGUUGCGUGCGAGGAUACAAUCGAAAGCGAAAGCUUCCUCAAAAUCAGCGAUUUGACUAACAAUAUGUUCAAAGUAUUAUCUCGUGUCACAAUCAAUUUGCCAACCGUCAUCGAGCAAAUCCUAUAAUAGUAUGGUGCCGUGCCGUUAAAAUGCAAAUUAAAUCGUUUUGUUUUACGUAUGUCGUGUUGUUGCUCCCAGUUACAUGUCCGUGAAUGUGUACAUACAGUCGCAUUGGUGCUGCAUUGUAUUGAAUUCAUGCACUGUCGAACAUCGCUAUUGCGAGUGCAUUGAAUAGAGCGUUUCAUUCUCCAUUAUCACCGAUCCUUGCAAACGUCCACCUUUCACGCACAUGAUUGGUGGUAUGGUAUGGCAGACAGAACAAUAAUAAUCGCGCAGUUGAUGCAUACCGUAAGGACGUAUCCUUGCGAAAUUAAAGCCCCCCCUCCGUCAUUAGUACUGGCCGAGAAAGAAUGGGUACUUUGAGGGAAGGUUGCGGAUUGUGUUGCUAAUAUCUUGUUACUUGAAUGUGCAAAUUCUAUAAACUAUUCCAUAAGUGAAGCCCGCAUGAAGGAGUACCCUUAUUCCAAAUGAGUAUCGUAAUUGAAACCGAGUGUAAAGACGCUUGCAUAGUAGCUAUGGUAAACUAUAUUUACAUGCCAAGGGGAUUCGAGGCAGUUGUGCAACAGGCACAUAGAGCAACAACAAAAAACAGAAAACUAUCCCGGAUUGGAUUACACUGCAAGCAAGAUAGUGUUUUGUUAUCGUAUAUUAUAUUUCGUGUAAAUAAAACGUAGUUCCAGGUAGAAACUGUAGACUGUAAAACAAACCGGAACACAACAGUCCAAUGGAAAAGCGCAUAAUAAUGGAACAAUUACAAAACCCAAUAAUAAUGAUGAAUGAUGAUGAUGAAGAUGAUGAUAGGAACAUUCCAAGCGAAAUAA